AUGCCGCAGGAACAUCUUAGCAAUGACGAGUUCCUUAACCGCCUCACCACCCUUCUCUCCGCAACCCAUGCCGCCACUCACGGCUCCGUCCAUCUUACACAAAAGCCCUUGAAACUCACUACUGACCAAGCACCCUCGCCUUCACCUUCAUCAUCACAGAUCCUCAUCCGCGCCUCGAACGGCCUCUCAAAACCACACCGGUUGGAGGCCACAAAAGGGUCAAAGUCUGGAUAUGCAAAGAAGGAGAAGGUGAAGUUUGCGACGGUAGUGGAGACUUCAGAGUUGGAGGCGUUUUAUACGAGGUAUGCGGAGAUAUGCAAGAAGGGGAUGGAGGGCUUGAGGAAGAGGGAUAAGAAGAAGGCCAAAGAGAAGGCGAAGGCGAAGAAGAAGGGAAAAGCUGGAGCGGCUGGUGGUACUGGUGGUGCUGGGGAGAAGGCCUCCGGAUCGUGA
Molecule: messenger RNA, 450 nt
Organism: Cladophialophora psammophila CBS 110553
Lineage: Eukaryota; Fungi; Ascomycota; Eurotiomycetes; Chaetothyriales; Herpotrichiellaceae
Exons: 2
Coding region: 1-450 (149 amino acids)
Biological process (GO): SRP-dependent cotranslational protein targeting to membrane
Cellular component (GO): signal recognition particle, endoplasmic reticulum targeting
Molecular function (GO): endoplasmic reticulum signal sequence receptor activity; 7S RNA binding
Source: RefSeq, a predicted model, not a curated record